CAGAAUCAAACGCAAAUAGCAAAGACUAUAAAUGCAAAAAAUCACUAUGAGCCCACUGCCGGCGGAAAAGAAAUCGGGUCCUCGACCUUUCGGAAAUAAGCUUUAAAGUUGAGCCUCAACCAUCGCGCCAAGCCUAAGUCGCGCAAGUCGCGUCACCCUAUCCUGCCCAACCAACAACCCAACGAACAGAACAUGGUCGGCACAAAGCGCAGACGCGACGAAGAUGAUGCCGACGAGGGUACACCGCAGAAAUCACGCGCACGAUUCGCUGAAGAGGCCCACGAUGAGCUAGAACCGCUCGAAGCGCAGACACCAUCCAGAAAGGGGAGGACACAACACCUGGCCGAGCAUGGGACGCCCCGAUCCAUCCUGAAGAAGACUGGUCUGGUAAAUGGCAUCACUGCGACGCCCAAGUCUACUCGGAAGCUGGUCUUCGAGACACCUACCAAAUCCGCAAAACGAGACUCUCCGGAUGGCACGCCCACUAUCGUUCGCAACGCCGAUCGCAGCGCGCGCAGAAAGAGCAAUCGCCGUAUACUGGAACGUACACUGAAUGGCGAAGAGAGCGAUGAAGAUGCGUUGGAUGAGGAGGAAGACCUCGCCGAACAUAUCUUGGGGCAAGAUACAGAGGACGCGGAGCAGGUCGAGGAGGGAGUGGUACAAGACGAUGUGCCUGUACCAGAGACACCCUCAAAACGUGGGAGAGGCCGACCUAAGGGGUCAGGAAAAGUAGGACGGCCGCGAAAGCAGCGCUCGCCGACACCUCCAACUGAGCUGCCACCACACGAGGAGUACUUCUGGCAGAAUCGCCCAGGCGGCACCAAAACCUCCAACAACACUCUCUCUGCGCAGAGCCUGCUGAACCACGAUGAAUACUUCCAAGCGAUGCAAACGUACGAGGACCGCCACCAGUCUGAAAGAGAGGUCUUGCUCGAAUUGCACAGCCGAGCAUACGAUCAAUGGAUUUUCGAGCUGCAAGAAGGCUUCAACAUCUGCCUCUAUGGUUACGGCUCGAAGCGCAUCAUCACACAACGUUUCACCGCACGCCUCUACCAGUCUCUCCUAGACGCUGCGCCGUACAAAGGGACAAAGAAGACACCGAAGGUUGUGGUCAUCAACGGAUACACAGCUGGCACAACCGUAAAGGACUUGCUGUUGACUUUAGCAUCGGCAGUCAUACCAUCCGGACCAAAGCUGCCCAAUCAACCCGCUCUGCUACUCGAUUUCAUCCUCGAACACCUCACCAGCAACCCGCCGCCGCAUCCAGUACCCUUCAUUCUGAAUUCCAUCGACUCGCCCUACCUUCGAAAGUCUCCCAUUCCGUCCAUGCUCUCCCGCCUAGCUGCGCAUCCAUCCAUCAACCUUGUGUGUACGGCGGAUACACCGAACUUCCCUCUUCUAUGGGAUGUUGGCAUGAAGACACAAUACAAAUUUCUCUUCCACGACGCAACAACCUUUGCACCCUAUGCUGCGGAGAUCGACACAGUGGAGACUGUGAAUGAGCUGUUAGGACGCAGCGGUAGACGAGUAGGCGGAAGAGAUGGUGUAGGCUUCGUCUUACGCUCUCUACCGGAGCAAGCUCGAGAACUGUUCCGCAUCCUUGUCAUGGAACAGCUAGCUCUCUCACUCAUGGAAGGCGGUGAUAUGGAGGAAGAAGACGAGGUUACUGCUACGCCGAGGUCGAAGAAGGUCGCACAAGCCAAGAACGUUCUGCCAGAGUCUACGCAAGGCGUUGAGUAUCGUGUGUUGUACCACAAGGCUGUCGAGGCCUUCGUUUGUACAAGUGAAGUCAGCUUCAGAACGCUGCUUAAGGAGUUCCACGACCAUCAGAUGAUAGAGAGUAAGAAGGAUGGUAUGGGUACGGAGAGACUGUGGGUACCUUUCAGACAAGAAGAGCUGGAGGGUCUGGCGGAGGAUCUUGCUGGAGAGGCGUUUUGAUUUGAGUAUACCCUUAAUUUUAUGUACAACACAUCCUCAACAUACCGCGAUGCUAUGUCUCCUUGACUGGAUAUCGGGUAGUUACGAUGAUGUCUGGCUCGCGCACUUUUCGCUUAGGUGGAGCUUGCCUAGUGAAUUUUGGUUUUCGAUGAGGAAGCUGCAAAGGCUCUUCAAAAUACGCCUAGCAGCUCCGUCCUUCAAUACUAACAUGCCUAUUUUUGCUGCGUAUAUAAACGUGAAGCUUUAGAAUUCCUCCAUCAAUCACCAGAUAACACGGUCGCUUAGCUCAGUUGGUUAGAGCGUGG
Molecule: messenger RNA, 2243 nt
Organism: Alternaria rosae
Lineage: Eukaryota; Fungi; Ascomycota; Dothideomycetes; Pleosporales; Pleosporaceae
Product: origin recognition complex subunit 2-domain-containing protein
Exons: 1
Coding region: 193-1938 (581 amino acids)
Biological process (GO): DNA replication
Cellular component (GO): nucleus; nuclear origin of replication recognition complex
Molecular function (GO): DNA replication origin binding
Source: RefSeq, a predicted model, not a curated record